Pristis pectinata (smalltooth sawfish) is the source of this 4874-nucleotide messenger RNA. Its product is annotated as protein LRATD2-like. The transcript has 2 exons. The record is from RefSeq and is a predicted model, not a curated record. Lineage: Eukaryota; Metazoa; Chordata; Chondrichthyes; Rhinopristiformes; Pristidae. The coding region runs from base 457 to 1299 and encodes 280 amino acids.
UCACACUUCACCCUACACAGCACGGCUGGCGCACACACAUUCUGUGUGUGUAUUUGUGAAAUUGACCUCGGGAAAUCAGACGGCGCGGAGCCGCUGGCACUAAAGGGAAGGACAAAAGGGUUUUGUUUUAUAUUCCUCUGCCUUCCUGCCCUCCUACCUGUGAUCACUCGGAACUCCGGCAACACCUGGGCGCCGCUGCCCGAGAGAAAAGAGGGAGAGAUCCGAAGCAGGAUUUCGUGCGAGCCGAGGGAAACUUUACAGCGGCACCAUUUCACCAGCGAUCCCUCCCAACUUUGCAACCCCCGAGGAAGCGAGGAACCCAUGGAGGUCGGGGUGGAGGAACCGGUUGCCGAGAGGAUUUAAGGUGAAAUUACUCCUCGCUGUUCCGUGUCGAGAGCUUGGGCUUGACUCCCCGGUCGAUUAUUAACUGCUCCAGUCUCCCGUACACGGAGGGGAAUGGGGAACCAGGUGGAGAGACUUACGCACUUGAGCUACGCCGAAGUUCCCACGGCUGACCCGGCGGGGAGCGACCGGGAGGAGCCGGGACCGCGCAUCGGGGUCUCUUACAUCUUCUCGGUGGACGAGGACGAGUUGGAGGAGCCGGUGCCGAGCGAGGCGGGGACAGGGGAGAGCGAGGAGGGCAGUUACGAUGCGCGCAACGAAGUGGAGUGCUCGGUCUACUACAGGGACCAGUGCAUCUACGAGAAGAGGGGCAGCUUCGGCAAGAGCGAGGGAGGAGGGGGCGACCUGUCCACCCAACCUCCCGAGACCCUGCUCAACAAAUGCAAGCCCGGCGACCUGGUGGAAUUUGUGGCCAAGAACCAGUGCCCGCACUGGGCCGUGUACGUGGGCGAUUUCCAAGUGGUGCAUCUGCACAAAGCCGAGAUCAAGAACGACUUCUUGACCGACGCCAGCCAGGGCAGGAGGGGCCGACUGGUUAACCACCUGUACAAGUUCAAAGCCCGGCCUCCCGAGAGCGUGGUGCAAUGCGCCUUGCAGCAGGUGGGACUCAAGGGGGUCCAACUGAUCUGGAGAAGCUCCGAGUGCUUCGCCGCAUGGUGCCGGUGCGGCAGGAGGGAGUUCAAGGCGGGGGGAGAGCUGAGGAUUGGCAAGCAGCCUUACCGCUUGAAGAUCCACCUGAGCGACAGGGCGAGCCACACGCUGGAAUUCCAGAGUCUGGAAGACCUGAUCAUGGAGAGAAGGAGAAACGAUCAACUCGGCAAGGUAGCCUUGAUGCAGGAGUUAACUACACAUCUGGAGACCGAGGAGCAACAUAGGACUGAACUCGACGCUCAAUGAGUGAGGAUUAAAAAGCCAGCCAUUCUCCAACGAACUUUAAAGAGGGCACAGAAUUAUGUGUCUGGCUGUUACAUUCCAUUAAGACCCCUGCGGGAAACUGACAUUAAUUCUUCUUGGCAAGUCAGGAUGGAGGGUGAUUUGGUUCCCUGGGUCCUGAGUGUUUGCAGUUAACUUGAACAACGCCCACAAGCAGUUGCAACACAGGGCUGUAGGUUGCUCUGCACCUGAACUGAAACUUUAAAAAAAAUCGCCCCUAAAAGCAGCCACUUCGCCACUUCUUUUCCUUCCCUUCCUCCGCUCAAGCGGCGAGGUGCUUGCUGUGACCGAGAGCAGACUUCUCUCCGACCAGGGAAGGCUGCGGAGUCAAUGGUUCCUUCAAAAUGAAGGGCAAAGUUUAAUAAACGGAAUGAAUGGCUUUUGUGCUGAAGGGAUUAGGUUGAUCUGGAGAUGGAUUGCGGUUAUAAACAGGAAGACGGGUAAACACUUAUGAAGACUGAGCAAUGCUUGCUGGAUUUUAAUGAUCACAGGGAGAAGUGCUUCAGUGAACUGCAUCAUUCACCAAAUAUACCCUUCUCUGGUGUUUUAUUAAACAUAGAGACUUUAUAUGGUUGAUUUGAGAAAUAGUGCUCAAUAGAUUUUAUUUUCUUAAAUUUGGUUUAGAAGCCCCUACUAAUCUAGGCUGGUUUCCAGUGUUUCUGCCAUCAUCAGUACACUCAGAGAAUGCACAAUGUCCAUAAUUCUUGCAUAUCUUUAUUGAAAUUGAAUUAAAUAUUUUUGUAAUGAUAUUUUUGAAUUAUCGUGCACUGUUAUGCACUGCUGUUCAUUUUUUUCACCUGCCUUAAUGUUGAUGUGCAUAACAUAUCAAAAUUUAGAAAGGUUCUAAAGAUCUACAGAACACUCAGACUAUGUAUUGAUUAUGUCUUAAUGAGCACUUGUGUUAACAGCAAAACCAUGUAAUAAAAAUGUUGAAUUACAUGGUUUUCCUUGUGAGAAUCUUUAUACAGCGUUCCUGUAAACCAUAGUAAUGAGUUGUCAGGAAACUUUCCCUACCUCACUAUCUCCCCCUUAAAGAAGUGUUAGACCAUUACUGAACUCUGUUAGCUGUCUGGCUCAACUUUCUGUGAAGAUACUAAGAACAAGGGAGCAUGCAGUGGCAAGAGGGGCACAGGAGAAUUCCCUCCCCCCCCCCCCCCGAUAAUCAUUAAAGACGUGUGUACGCAUCUAUAAUGUGCAUCUGAUUAAAUUGUCCAUCCAAGCGCAAUCAAGUUGAAUUUCUGAGCCCACUAUGUAAGAAAAUAAAUAUAUUUGAAGGCACGUGAUAGAAAAAAAUGCUUAGGCAGUGGCUUCCCUUGUCAUUAGCCUGAUCACUAAUCUUUUGAAAACAUCAAUCAAAAAUACAUCUGACUCCUGUUGUGAUCAGUGAGUGCUUCAAGUGAAUUGACCAGUCUUACAGAACAGGGAGAUCUGUCCGUAUUGUAGAGUGUGUUGGGUUAGUUAUUCUUAGCCAGCGAUCCAGUAAAGAGCCUUUGGGUAAAAUUGGUUAACAUUUUCCAAAAUUUUUGAUUUAGGAAGCUCACCUGGAAAGAUCAGGUGAGGUCACUGUGUUUGGCUUCAGGUAUGAAGUCUGGACUUUUGAACAAGGUUUCAGAAAUCACUUUGUGAUUGUUUAAACAGUGUUGGAAAGAAAGUGGCUUCUGAGGAGAGGAGGGGGAAGAUUUUUACAGAGUUUUAGAAAAGCAAUGGAGCUAAACAUGGUCAGAACUAUCUUUAAUUCAAAGGGAGUUCUUGAAGGAUUGUUCUGGCAUUUAGGUGCAAUCGUAUGAUUUAAUUAUGAGCUAUAGAAAUAAAAGGCAUCAGUUGACAAGUGUGAGGGAGUUGAAGAACUGUCUUUAAGCUGCAUUUAUAUUUAAAUAAAUCUGGUCUUUGAAAUGCUUGCCUACUACAAACUCAACCCCUCUAGUUUGUGGCACAUUGAAAACUUGCUGUUCUUAGGGGAUCAAAAAGAUUUCAAAACACUUGAACUUGAGCAUAGCUUCUUCAAAAGAAAGCAUUGCAUUUAUGUAUAUUUUUAUUUACAAUUGUAAGAUGUCACAAAUCAUUUCAUAACAAAUGUACUACUUUUCAAAUUGUAUUGACUGCUGUGGUAUAGGCAAUUUAACAAUCAAUUUAUGCACACCAAGGUUCCACAAACAGUAUUGUGAUAAUGACUGCAUAAUUGGUUGAUACCAGACACUGUGGAGAUCUCCCUCACUUUGAUUCAUGUUCUUGGGAUCAACCUGAGAGGGAAAGCAGGAUUUCAGAUUUGUGUUCCAGAUGAAAAGUUGAGGCCUGGGCAGAUGAUCAUAGUGAAUGGCAGGGCAGACUUGAGGGGCUAAGUGACCUAAUCUUGCUCCUAUCUUCUUAUGGGUUUGGGCCUGGCUUUGGGCCUCUACUCAAUGGAGUUCAGAAGGAUGAGGGGAGAUCUCAUUGAAACCCACUGAAUACUGAAAGACUUGGAUAGAGUGGACAUGGAGAGGAUGUUUUCAUUAGUAGGAGAGUCUAGGAUCCCAGGGCACAGCCUCAGAAUAAAAGGAUGUCUCGUUAAACCUGAGAUGAGGAGGAAUUUCUUCAGCCAGAGGGCGGAAUUUGUGGUGGUGGAGGCCAAGUCAUUGGGUAUAUUUAAAGCAGAGAUUGAUAGGUUCUUGAUUGGUGAAGGGGGUUAAGGGUUACGGGGAGAUAGUGGGAGAAUGGGGUUGAAAAAUAAAUCAGCCAGGAUUGAAUGGCAGAGCAGACUUGAUGGGCCGAAUAGCCUAAUUCUGCUCCUAUGUCUUAUGGUCUAAUGUCUUGUCCAAAAAGCAGCCCCCUAAGAGUGCUCCAUUCCCUUGGUGCUGCAGUAAAGGGUCAGGAUGUUUUGUGUACACAGUUUUCUGAAGUGGCACUUGAACAUGUAACCUUCUGGCUCAGCUUGGGUAUAAUAUUGAAACCCAACCGAAGCCCAACCCAACCAAAGGCAAUCCAAACCCAACCAAUCCCCAAGUAGUUAUAAUAUUUUGUAUCCCUGACCCAGGUCCCUUCUGAACCCAUUUGUGGGAAAGUUGACACUGACAUUGCUACUGAUCAAAAACAGAGAAUAGAUGAGGUGCUGCUAAGCAAAUCCUGCCAGACCCAACCAGAAUUCAAAUGUCCAAUCAGAGUAUACAUCUGACUUGGAUCAAACCCAUAAAGAUGGCAUUGAAGACCGGGACUCAAGGGACUGAGUUAUGAAGAGAGGUUGAGCAGGCUAGGACUUUAUUCAUUGGAGCGUAGGAGUUUGAGGGGUGGUAUUAUGUAGGUGUGUAAGAUCUUGAGGGGCAUACAUAGGGUGAAUACACACAAUGUCACAAUCUUUUUCCUAGGGUUAGGGAAUCAAGAACUAAAGGGUACAGGUUUAGGGUGAGAGGGGAGAGAUUUAACAGGAACCUGAGGGGGAUCUUUUCACCCAGAGGGUGGUCCAUAUAUGGAAUAAGCUGCCAGAGGAGGGGAUUGAGACAGGUACAUUAACAACAUUUAAAAAGUACUUGGACAGAUACAUGGAUAGGAAAGGUUUAGAGGGAUAU